Hymenoscyphus albidus is the source of this 1511-nucleotide messenger RNA. Lineage: Eukaryota; Fungi; Ascomycota; Leotiomycetes; Helotiales; Helotiaceae. The record is from the annotation of a GenBank genome assembly.
AUUGGACAUGUAAUAAUUUGUAGUUGCUCUUUUGGAAGUAAAUUCUCUUCUUCCUUCAUUCUUUCUUUCCUUCAUCCUUCUGUUUUCCUUCUGUGCUCCGUCAAAAUGGCGCCAUCGAGAGAGCAGAUCCGUACACUCGUCUUGGUAUGGGUUCUCACAUGGCCCUGCGAUUACUCAUGAGGAGAAUUCGGAAGCAAAAGUUGAACCUCAGCGACAAGUUAACGAUAUUAUGUAUGGUUUGUCUCCUGAUCCGAGGCGGACUUAUUAAUGUGGUUAUCAUAUGGGGUACAAAUACUAUACCACCGGAAGCCCGCGAAUUGACGAAGUUCUCAAGUUCUAGCGAAGGGAAAUGGGAAGCAAGUUGAAGAUAUUCAAUCGGCUUUUCACAACACUUGGUGGGUCAUCAUAUCUUUAGUCCCAAGAUAUACAACGCUCAUUAAAACAGUCUUUGAAUACAAAAGUGUGUGCUACUGCUUUUUUGUCAGCGGAUACUGUCUGUUGAAAGGCGGACGGGAAGAAUGGUUAACGUGUGUUGGGUAACCCUCGGAGCAACUUAUAUUGUUAUUGAAGGGGAAACUUUACGAACUGUCGUCCACUGCGUCUUUACUGGCAAAUAUUUCCUGAUCCUGGUAAGUCUAUACUCCGACCGGUAACAUCUCAAUGACUUGCCAAAGGCGAAGGCUCUUGCUCGCAGGCAAUGGUUGAAUCGCUGGUACUGGGAAUAUUAAACAUAUUCACGGAUAUCAUGCUCAUAAUUCUUCCUCUACCAACGCUACUAAAACUCAAGCGAUCGGGAUACGCGUAAGUCGUUUCAACCUGAGUUGUAUGUCGUUCUCUAACUUCUUCCAGGAAAUUCCGCAUUUUAUUCCUCUUCACUCUGGGCAUCUUCCUUGUUGCCAUUACAGUAAUCCGUCUUCCAUUCAACUUCAAAGACCUCACCUUUCAAGAACAUCUAACGACUUUGACAAGCGUAGAAAUCUUUGUGGCAGCAUUUAUCGCCAAUACCCCAACUCUCUAUGCUCUACGAAAACCGCACCCCUGCUCAAGCGAACAAACAAACUGCCCACUACGCGAGAUUCACCAUGAUGAAUACCCUAAAUCCGACAAAAGAAAUUUUGAUGGAUCUUCUACAUCUGGUGACACUUCAAUGAAACGCCAAAAGAAGCCGACGAAAAAUGUUCUCACAAAAAAAGCAAAGCCAAUACAGGAGCUGAGGUAAGCAAUGUUCAUCCCACCUGCCCCACCAAGAGCGGAGGUGCGCAGUGGUGUGGUGCCAGAAGCACAAAUUGGAGAUGAAAAAAGGCAGCAUACCAUGCAUGGACGUUCAAACACAAUGGAAUGGGUGCUCGGUGAGCAGAUUAAUAAGGAUAUUGCGCGGAAGGCAGAAAUAAUUAAUGGAAAGGUGGAAUGCGUCGGCGAGGACGUGAAACGAUAUACCUUUGAUGGUUGGAAGGAAAGCAUCAUUUUGGAUCAUACGGAGCUGAUAAAUUAUGUUAGAGAUGGGAACAUGA